ACACAGUUCGUUAAUCUCCGUAUGAAAACGUCACGGUCGGAAUGUGCAACCGGAAGUCAAUUGACAACACGGGAAGAAUUUUGUUACCAAAAACUGAAUUUUAGCCAGGUUAAUGAACGAAGGCUUCUAAUAUGAGACAAGCAAGUAAUGGUGAUUAAUUCUCCAAACUGAAUUUUAACGGGAUUUUAGCAGAACUGUGCCAAAUGUAGCAAUAAUGUCUUUUUUUACGAGAUUGUUUAGCAAACGUCGUUCCCGACGAGGCCGUGGUGGAGCAAGAUCGCAUUCUGACUUUGUUGACGGUCAGCAGCCAACUCCAGUGAAGUCAAAGCAUCUUUUAACUUGCACUGUUGUCCUUUUAGAUGCCUCAGAGAUCACAUUACAAAUUCAUAAAAAAUCUCCGGGUUCAGAAUUACUUGAACAAGUUUUCUACCAUCUUGAUUUGGUUGAGAAAGAUUAUUUUGGUUUGCAAUAUACAGAUACUCAUAAUGUUACACACUGGCUUGAUCCAACCAAACAGAUUAAAAAACAAGCUAAAAAUAUUCCAUAUACAACUGUCCGUGGACAGGUUGGACCACAUUUCACAUUCCGAUUUCGGGUAAAAUUUUAUUCGUCUGAACCCAAUAACCUACAUGAAGAAUUAACUCGAUACCAGUUUUUCUUGCAAUUAAAGAAUGAUAUUUAUAGUAAAAGAUUAGAACCACCAGAAGAUGUUCUUAUUGAAAUGUGUGCCUUUGCAAUACAAUCGGAGCUGGGAGAUUAUGACCCUGAUGAACAUACGGCAGCUUUGAUAUCUGAGUUUCGUUUUGUACCAGAUCAAACUGAAGAAUUAGAGCUUAAAAUAUUCGAAAAAUAUAAAGAAUGCAACAGAGGUCAGACGCCAGCACAAGCAGAAGUUGUAUUUUUAAAUAAAGCGAAAUGGUUAGAGAUGUAUGGUGUAGAUAUGCAUACAGUCCAGGGUCGUGAUGGUAUGGACUAUACUCUUGGACUUACUCCUACUGGCAUAUUGGUGUUUGAAGGUCAACAAAAAAUAGGCCUCUUCUUCUGGCCUAAAAUGACAAAGUUGGACUUUAAAGGAAAAAAGUUAACGUUGAUAGUUGUAGAAGAUGAUGAAGAUGGUAAAGGUCAAGAUCACACGUUUGUAUUUCGACUGUUGAGUGAGAAAGCGUGUAAACAUCUGUGGAAGUGUGCUGUAGAACAUCAUGCUUUCUUCAGACUUAAAGGACCAGUUAAAGGAACUUCAACAAGACAAAAUUUCUUCCGAAUGGGUUCACGAUUUAGAUACAGUGGAAGAACAGAAUAUCAGACGGCAACAUUAAACCGAGUUAGAAGAAGUGUGAGAUUUGAACGAAAACCUAGUCAACGUUAUUCUAGACGUGCUACAUUAGAACGUAAAGAAUUGGUUGAGAAAAAACGCAGAGAUCAGGAAAGGAAGAGACUGGCUGAGGAAAAGUAA
Molecule: messenger RNA, 1453 nt
Organism: Patella vulgata (common limpet)
Lineage: Eukaryota; Metazoa; Mollusca; Gastropoda; Patellidae
Product: band 4.1-like protein 5
Exons: 11
Coding region: 215-1453 (412 amino acids)
Cellular component (GO): cytoskeleton
Source: RefSeq, a predicted model, not a curated record